AUGACGGAUAUUGUUCAGUUUAGCGCAUCUCCAUUGCGGUUUUCUCGGGGCGCUUUCUCGCGGUGCGCGUGGGUGGCAACGUCAACGGGCGCUGUGCGCUGCCCCAGCACUGGGCGACGGCGUCACUGGAGACCUAUCCCAGCUGGACGAACCGGAACACGACUUGGACGGCAGCCGUGCGCGGAGCAGAUCCAUUCACUAAAGUGUGUGCUUGGUGAGGGCUCGGACUCAGAGGGAGCACGUGAAUCCACCAACGAAGGAAACGGGCGGCAAGAGCAGGGCUACGCGGUAGACCAGGGAACGCUGGAGGAGCACAAGAACGCCAGCGUUUCGUUUGGUGGCGCGCGUACCUCCGGGCAGCGUGUUCGAUCUAUCUGUGCCAGUACGCCAGCGCACGAUACUGACGCAAACCUGAUCCGAGACUUUGCCACAGACCGAGCAGUGCGAACGAUCAUCUACUAUCUCACGGAGUUUCGGGACGAGCCAGCGCGGCGUUGGCUGCUGGAUUUUGACGACUAUGGGAAGUGGUUCGGUGGAGCCUCCAUUGGUUCUCGACGUCACGAGCAAGCAUACCAUUUUCUUCGGAACACUGUUGAGUACCUGAGUGGGAUGAUGUCGGCGCCCUCGGAGAUGCACACGAUGGUUGUCGGGACGCGUAUUCGACGCGAGUUCACUUUUACUCUGGAACCGUUUCGCUACGCGCAGCGUAUCAUGGCGGCCCGCGAGUCCAUUGCGGAAGAGUUGCGUCGGGAUCUCGGGUUGGUGAGCGUUGAAAACAGUGAAAUACUCUCCGAACUGGUACAUGAACAGAGUGGUCAGGCGCAUCAGGCCCAGCGUAUUCUAGACCAUGACGAUUUUACGACGGAUGAGUCCCCGCUCCGGUACCACAACUAUCGCUACGUGAAGGCGCUCUUGACGAGAAGAGCGACUGUGCGUUUCCUGAAUCGUCUACGUUUCGAAGGACGUCAUGCUGAACAUGAAUGGUUGAGCAAGUGGCCGCGUUGGGAAGAGGAAAUUGGGGACGGCGACGACUUUAUCCGUUCUCUUUUGCGUCUUGGCAACGUCCGCUGCGAAGGCCAGAAAUUCUUUGUCGAAAACCAUGAUCGAGUCGUCGAACGCGAAGGUGUCGGUGCACGCACCGAAAAGAGCGUCGGUUUCAUGCCGAGCGAUUUCGUGGAUGAGCUCCUGAUUCUACGCUCGUUGUUAGCGCGUGAGUGGCGUUCCCAUCUGGCGCCGGAGAAAAUCAAAGAAGAGCAUUUGACCAUUUUGCGCAGCCACCUGAAGCGGUCCAUGCCCAACUCCGAGUGA
Cyanidioschyzon merolae strain 10D is the source of this 1308-nucleotide messenger RNA. RefSeq lists its product as hypothetical. NCBI's taxonomy places the organism in Eukaryota, Rhodophyta, Bangiophyceae, Cyanidiales, Cyanidiaceae. The record is from RefSeq and is a predicted model, not a curated record. The coding region runs from base 1 to 1308 and encodes 435 amino acids. The transcript has a single exon.